This is a messenger RNA of Sphenostylis stenocarpa, 3900 nucleotides long. Lineage: Eukaryota; Viridiplantae; Streptophyta; Magnoliopsida; Fabales; Fabaceae. The record is from the annotation of a GenBank genome assembly.
AUGACUUCAACUGAGAUGAGAGGAUCAACAAGGGAUCAUCCACCAGUUCAAGAUACUGAAAACACCCAACAAGAAAUGGUUGGCAGGCAGCAGGAUUCCAAGAAAAAGAAGGUGAAGGAUGAAAACAAUAAAACUGUUCCCUUUCACAAGCUUUUCUCAUUUGCACAUCCUUGGGAUUAUUUUCUGAUGCUUGUUGGGGCAAUAAGUGCUGUUGCUAAUGGAAUCUCUACACCUUUAUUGACUGUACUUGUUGGAGAUACUAUUGAUGUUUUCGGAGAUGUUGAUAACAAACAAGUAGUUCAUCAAGUUUCCAAGCUAUCUCUGAAGUUCGCAUACAUCGGAGCAGGUUCCUUUCUGGCAGCAUUCUUGCAGGUGUCUUGCUGGGUGAUCAGUGGGGAGAGACAAGCUGCAAGAAUAAGAGGGUUAUACCUCAAAGCAAUUUUGAGGCAAGAUAUCAGCUUCUUUGACAAGGAAACCACAAGUGGAGAAGUUGUUGGAACGAUGUCAGGUGACACAGUUCUUAUACAAGAAGCCAUGGGAGAGAAGGUAGGAAAAUUCAUACAGCAUGUGUCAAGUUUUUUAGGAGGCAUGGUCAUAGCCUUCACCAAGGGUUGGCUUCUAAGCCUUGUCCUGUCAUCUUCUAUUCCUCUUCUUGUCUUCUCCGGUUCUGCAAUGAGCUUUGCUUUUGUAAACAUGGCAUCUCGAGGACAAACAGCUUAUUCUGAAGCAGCAACGGUAGUGGAGCAGACAAUUGGUUCAAUUCAAACUGUUGCAUCAUUUACAGGUGAGAAACAAGCUAUAACUCAAUACAAUAAAUACUUAACUAAAGCUUACAGAAUUGGAGUGCAAGAGGGUUUGGUUGGUGGUUUUGGCUUGGGUUCAAUGAAUUUAUUUUCGACCUGCACCUAUGGUUUGGCAAUAUGGUUUGGAGGGAAGAUGGUACUAGAGAAAGGUUACACUGGAGGACAAGUCAUCAGUGUAUUUUUGUUAAUAAUGUCUGGUUCAAUGCGUCUGGGGCAGACAUCUCCAAGCAUAACUGCAUUUGCUGCAGGACAAGCCGCUGCCUUUAAAAUGUUUGAAACAAUAGAGAGGCAGCCGGAUAUUGAUGCUUAUGACACUGGUAGUCGACAGGUAGAUGACAUUUCUGGAGAUAUAGAACUCAGGGAUGUCUGCUUUAGUUAUCCAUCCAGACCUGAUGAACAGAUAUUCAAUGGAUUUUCAAUUUCAAUAUCAAGUGGCACUACUGCAGCUUUGGUAGGGCAAAGUGGGAGUGGGAAAUCAACUGUUAUUAGUUUAAUUGAGAGAUUUUAUGAUCCACAAGCUGGUGAAGUUCUUAUUGACGGUAUAAACCUCAGAGAAUUUCAAUUGAAAUGGAUCAGACAGAAAAUUGGCCUAGUUAGCCAGGAACCAGCUCUCUUUACUUGCAGCAUUAAAGAGAAUAUUGCGUAUGGUAAGGAUGGGGCAACAGAUGAAGAAAUUAGAGCUGCAGCUGAACUUGCAAAUGCUGCUAAUUUCAUAGAUAAAUUUCCCCAUGGACUUGAUACGAUGGUCGGCGAGCGUGGAACUCAGCUUUCGGGAGGUCAGAAACAAAGAAUAUCGAUAGCAAGAGCAAUUUUGAAGGACCCAAGAAUUCUUCUCCUUGAUGAAGCUACGAGUGCUCUUGAUGCAGAGUCAGAGAGAGUGGUGCAAGAGACAUUGGACAGAAUUAUGAUAAACCGAACCACUGUCAUUGUAGCCCAUCGCUUAAGCACAAUCAGGAAUGCUGAUAUGAUUGCAGUUAUUCAUCAAGGAAAACUACAAGAAAAAGGCACAUAUGCUGAACUUGCUAAAUAUCCUGACGGAGCUUUUAGCCAGCUCAUUAGAUUACAAGAGAUUAAAAGGGGGUCAAAAGAAGAUGAUGAAAACGAUUCAGGCUGGGAAGAAAACAUCAUAGAUUCUGAACAACAAUUGAGCCAACGUUUUUCUUUCACUCCAUCUUUAAGCAAUCCAUCAUCUGGAAGAGAAAACAACAGUCAUCACUCAUUCAAAACAUGUAAUGCCAGGCCUAUCACAUUAGAUCACUUUCAAGCAUCAGAAGAAAGUUCUGAAGUUAUUCCUUCAGAAGCAUUGCAAAAGCCUCAAGAAGUUUCAUUUCUCAGCAUUGCUUAUCUUAACAAACCUGAAAUCCCAGUGUUACUCAUGGGGACUCUAGCUGCAACAGCAACUGGCGCAAUACUACCCACCGUGGGGCUUCUUCUUUCUCACAUGAUAAAUACAUUCUUUGAGCCUGCAGAUGAACUCCGUAAAGAUUCAAAGUUUUGGGCAUUAAUAUUUCUUUACCUUAGUGUGGCUGCCUUCAUAUUUCUUCCAUUACGGUCCUACUUUUUUGCUGUAGCUGGUGCUAAGUUGAUAAAAAGGAUCCGGCUGAUGUGUUUUGACAAAAUAAUUCACAUGGAAAUAGGCUGGUUUGAUAAAGAUGAAAAUUCAAGUGGAACACUUGGAGCAAGGCUGUCAACUGAUGUAGCUUCUAUUCGAACAUUGGCUGGGGAUGCUCUUGGUUUGCUGGUUCAGGAUAUUGCAACAACAAUUACAGCCUUAGCAAUUGCCUUUGAGGCAAACUGGCAGCUUUCUCUCAUUGUUCUAGUUUUAGCACCUCUAGUAUUACUAAAUGGUUAUGUGCAAAUUAAUGCAAUGCAAGGACUCCACACUGAUGCAAAGAAACUAUAUGAGGAAGCAAGUCAAGUAGCGAGUGAUGCAGUGGGGAAUAUCAGAACUGUUGCCGCUUUCUGUGCUGAAGAGAAGGUGAUGGAGUUAUACCAGAAAAAAUGUGUAGGACCAAUCCAGACAAGUAUAAAGCAAGGUUUAGUCAGCGGAACAGGUUUCGGUUUAUCACUCUUCUUACUGUUUUCAGUUUACGCAUGCAGUUUUUAUGCUGGGGCAAGACUAGUUGAGAAUGGCAAAGCAUCAUUCUCAGAUGUUUUCCGUGUAUUUUAUGCUCUCAUAAUGGCAGCUAUAGCAAUGUCACAAUCAAGCUUCAUGACCCCAGCUGCUAGUAAAGCAAAAAGUUCUGUUGCUUCUGUAUUUGCUCUUCUUGAUCAGAAAUCAAAAAUAGAUCCCAGUGAUGAGUCCGGAUUGACAUUGGAAGAAGUGAAGGGGAAGAUUGAGUACCACCAUGUCACUUUUAAGUAUCCAACCAGGCCUAAUGUUAUUGUACUCAAAGAUCUUUCCCUGACCAUUAAUGCAGGAGAGUUUGAUUAUACUGAUGGAAAUCAGACAGUUGCUCUAGUAGGUGAAAGUGGAAGUGGAAAGUCAACAGUGAUCUCAUUGUUAGAAAGAUUUUAUGAACCAGAUUCGGGUCAGAUUACACUGGAUGGAACAGAAAUCAAAAAGCUACAACUUAAAUGGUUUAGGCAGCAGAUGGGUCUGGUGAGCCAGGAGCCUGUGUUGUUCAAUGACACCAUUCGAGCCAAUAUUGCAUAUGGAAAAGGUGGUGAUGCAACAGAGGCUGAAAUUAUAGCUGCAGCAGAACUGGCAAAUGCGCAUAAGUUCAUCAGCAGUUUGCAGCAGGGAUAUGAUACAUUAGUGGGGGAGAGAGGGAUUCAACUAUCUGGAGGGCAGAAACAGCGUGUGGCAAUUGCGAGAGCCAUAGUGAAAAGUCCAAAAGUAUUACUGCUAGAUGAAGCCACCAGUGCACUUGAUGCUGAGUCUGAAAGAGUGGUCCAGGAUGCAGUUGAUCGAGUGAGUGUGGACAGAACUACUAUUGUGGUGGCUCACAGGUUAUCCACCAUAAAGGAUGCAGAUUUAAUUGCAGUGCUUAAGAAUGGAGUCAUUGAAGAGGAAGGAAAGCACGAAACUUUGCUUAACAAAGGUGGUAUAUAUGCUUCCUUAGUAGCACUGCAUAUCAGUGCGUCUUCAUCAUAG